Messenger RNA from Cryptosporidium ubiquitum, 435 nucleotides. RefSeq lists its product as uncharacterized. The record is from RefSeq and is a predicted model, not a curated record. The transcript has 2 exons. Bases 1 to 435 code for a protein of 144 amino acids. Lineage: Eukaryota; Apicomplexa; Conoidasida; Eucoccidiorida; Cryptosporidiidae.
AUGGAAGAUGAAUCUGCGCAGCAAGCCAUAAUUGAGGAACCUAUAGAAGAAACUAGCGAAAUAAAGUGUACAGAAGAAAUCAACAAUUUGGAAUUAACUGAGAAUUAUGCAGAAUCUGUUGAUCGUUUCCAGAAAGGCCAAGGAACAGGUGAACUGGUAAAUUCGAAGACUCUUAGCCAAGAAAACAAAAUCUUAAAUGCAAUGGAAAAUAACACAAUUAACGGAGAAAUAUACGUUAAUGUAAAAAAUGAAGAUGGUGUUUAUAGAGAAAAAGUUGACCCAAGAAAUUUUUAUGAAAUGAUAAGUUAUGGGUUGUACAGAUCAAAUGGAAUAGAAAAAGACUACCCAAUUGAUUUAUGUUUAGAUAUUGAGGAAGAUAUUGACAAUAUAUUGCCAUUUCUACAAAAAUCAAUAAUUAACAAAAGAAUUAGAUGA